Molecule: messenger RNA, 3170 nt
Organism: Theobroma umbraticum
Lineage: Eukaryota; Viridiplantae; Streptophyta; Magnoliopsida; Malvales; Malvaceae
Product: 2-oxoglutarate (2OG) and Fe(II)-dependent oxygenase superfamily protein
Source: RefSeq, a predicted model, not a curated record
UCUUUUGUUUUUAUGGGUCGAUGUCUAUUUCUUUAUGUUAGUUCUUUUGAUUUCUUGAACUGGGUUUGGUUUUCUAAUUAUAAACAAUUCAAAAUUUAAAGCAAGUUUACAAUUAUUUUUUUUAGUGUGUGUGUGCCCUGUUCUUUCUUAUUGAAUUGCAAAUUGUUCAUGAUUUUUGGUAGAAUAGAUUGCGUGAUUUAUUCCAAGUUUGAUCAUAGUUUUACCAUAUAUAAAUAGGUUCUAAAAAAUGGGUUCCUAAAUUCAUUAUGAAAUUCAUCCUACAAUUGUAUGAAACCCAGCUUGGAUAACGGUAGUUGCAAUAGCGUAAAUCUAUCUUAAUUCAGUUUCCAAUUAUAGUCUACUUCGAAUUUUCAAAUUAGUGAAAGUAAGUUUCUGUUCUUUUAUUUCAUAUUUUGACGUCUGUGAAAUAAAUAAAAUUUUACUGUCGUCUGUUAGAGGAUACCUUGACUGUUUUUGUUUCUUUGACUUACUGGUAGGAACUAAAACUGAGUCAAUAACUGAUGAGUUUCAUCGGGUUUGGGAACUUGUUAUUUGCGCUUUGUCAAAUCGGUGUGCCUGUUCACUCUCGAAGAUAGUUGCUGCAACACUCCUCUAGGACCUUUAAUCUGCGAAGUUUUUUCUUAUGUAAUCGGGAAUAACAUGGGCAGAUGAUACUUAAUGCCUUAAGGACUUGGACUGAUGCCACUUUCAAUUGGUACUGUCAAGAGAUCGUAACUAUUAGUUAAAACUUAGAUAGCCGGUACAUUGAAAGAAUUUAAUGGCAGGCAAUGGCCUGCCAUCUCUGGGUCGUGUAAAGCUUACUGAUCUCAUACCCUCUGAAGGCCUUCCUUCAGAUUCAUACAAGCUAUCAGUUUCUACUUUGUCACAGUCAUUUGCUCAAUAUUCUGCUGCCAUCAUUCAGUUUCCAGCUAGUGAUGGAGCUCUUUUAAGAUCUGGUUUAGAUUCUGCUCGCCUUUACUUCCAACAAAGGGCGGCAUACCCAUCUGCAGAUAUGAUUCACACUAAUGAUUCUCGUGAGUGGUGUAAAACGUCUGGUUACUAUGCUGAUCCCCAACUAUGGCAGGAAACUUAUGAUUACAGACCCGGCUUAACUCCUACAGAGCCAAGCAAUGGAAUGGAGUUUCCUCCAGGUGGGUUGCCUGACAUAUUUGCCUUGCUUGGUAAGGCAGCUCGAGAUAUACUGGAUGCCAUCAGCUAUUACUUGAACUUGCGCAGCUCUCCCUUUACUGAAAUACUUGAUAAUGUACCCUUGAGAAGCCGGGAAAUUUCUUCUUCUGUAUUGUCUGUGUGCUGUAUGGCAACUUCUUUUCAGGGGGCGCAACACCCCAAUCUGACAGCGCAGGAUGAUGGCCAAUUGAUCAUGUACCCUGACCAUGAGCACCAGGUUGAUAAAUGCUUAAUAGCUGUUGUAAAGUCAGAUAGGACUGGUUUGCAUGUAAGAGAUUUUCAUGGUCGGUGGAUUCUUGUAGAUGGGGACCUGGGUCCUCAAGAAGCUGUUGUUUAUCCUGGACUUGCACUUUAUCAAGCAACUGCAGGUUAUGUCAAUCCUGCACUGCAUAGGACAGAGAUAAUAUAUGCCGGUAACCUGUAUGGGCGAUGCUCCUUGGCUUUCAAACUCAUGCCCAAAUCUAUGACCAGUCUCAGUUGCUCAGAGAUGAAGGCAGCUGGUCAUGGAGUUGAAGCUCAGUUCCAGCUUCCAGUACCAGUGGAUGACUUCAUGCAAAGAUCUCACCCAACAGAUCAUCUCUUUAAUAGAAACACAUUCCAGAGUUUCAAUUUCCCCACAGCCCAAGAUGGAUCUAUGAAGCCCUUGAUGAGAAGGAGGAAGAAUAAUACAAGAUGCAAACCUCUGCCUCCUUCCAAAAGGUUAAGGCUUGAGGCCCAAAGAGUGCUUAAGGAACGAGUUCAGGAAAUUGCAGAUAAGAAGGGCAUCAAACUAAGGUUUUGUAACCUAAAAGAGUGUGAGAAUCACAUUCAUGCACUAGAUAGCCCUUGUGCCAAUAUUAGAAUGGAGAUUGGGUGGCCACAUGGAGUGCCAUUUGUUCAUCCCCAUGAUCUACCUAAUAAGGCCAAGAUUGGUUUUCUUGAAGCAUAUGAACCUGGUUGGACAGCAACUCAUGAUAUAGAAUUGAGCCUGACGGAACCUGGACAGGCCAGUCAACAGUCAGCAAACUGUAACUCACAGAGCCAUCAAGAGUUAAGAGCAUUGGAUGCUGCACUUAAAUGGGUUACGUUGAUUCCCCAAUUAAUUUGAAGAAUGACUAUGCAGUUUCCUAUGUGCAAUUAUCCUCAAUUGGCUUGUUACCGAUUGGUUUGCCAGAUCUCAACUCGGUGGUUUUUGUCCUCAUUAUUCUACCUUCCGUCCAGGUUAUGAGCUGCUCUACUGAAAUCCUGUAUGUUCCUGAAUUGAUUUGUAAUUCACUGGCCAAUUCUCACAGAAGGCAUAUGUUACUACACAUGUCUGCAAAUGAAUGAACAUUGUCUGCAAAAAUCACUUGGAGUUCUAAUGCAACCAUCAUCAUGAACAUGAGUUGUUUUGCCGAAAUCCCAGUCCUUCAUGAACUGAACUGGAUUUCACUGUUCAAUUACCAAACAAGGCAUCAUUAUUCAUGUCUGUAAACGAAUCAAUACAUUGUCUGUAAAUAGGCAGUUUUAGGAAUAUUCACUCUUUGGCCUUAAGGUUCUUUCUUGGCCAUUUCAUUUUGGUGUUUUAAGUUCUCUCCAAGUUCCAGGUAUCAUUUUAUAGUGAAGAAAUGGAGGAAUAACAAGGAUCAUCUCAGUUUGAUGACUUGCAGGAAGGUUGGUGAUUUAUUUCUGCACUAUACUGGGAGUUGGUGCAAUUCUUAGAGAUGGAAAUCUGCUUCAGUCAUGGAAGGUGUUAAUCAUAUAACUAAAGUAUUGGUUGUUAGAAUUUAGGAGAGAAUGGAACCGGUGACUUAGCAUUUUGGUCAAGGAAUAUCCUUUUCUUUUAUUUCAAAAAUUAUUUAAAAAAGUCCUAUGGUAUACUCUUGUGCUAUGCUGCCCCAAUCAGUUGGUUGUGGAGUCUCUAUUCCACCCAUAUAAAUCAUGAUCUUGUAAUUAACAUUUCUACUCUGCUCUUGGACAAGUUUCUUUCUCUGCUAUGAAUGUACUUAAAUUAGCCUCUUUUA